Spea bombifrons (plains spadefoot toad) is the source of this 2573-nucleotide messenger RNA. It is a transcript of the gene NUAK1, whose product is annotated as NUAK family kinase 1. Gene Ontology annotation, molecular function: protein serine/threonine kinase activity; ATP binding; tau-protein kinase activity. Lineage: Eukaryota; Metazoa; Chordata; Amphibia; Anura; Pelobatidae. The record is from RefSeq and is a predicted model, not a curated record. Gene Ontology annotation, cellular component: cytoplasm. Gene Ontology annotation, biological process: protein phosphorylation; intracellular signal transduction; microtubule cytoskeleton organization. The coding region runs from base 402 to 2414 and encodes 670 amino acids. The transcript is spliced from 7 exons.
UAGACUGGGAAUGGACACCCCGUGCUGAGACGGUGGAUCAGUGAGACGCGCCAGGUCAUGCUGUAGGCAUUUGUUGGGUGUCCUUGCUGCAUCUGAUCGCAUCCCUGACGGUGCGUGUAUAACAGCACGGGCGGCUCACUUACAUUGCACAUGAGGCGGCUGCAGGAGAGUGCCCUGCACGGCUGGCCGAUCGGAUCGUAUUGCUGCUGCCAUCACACACCACCCCCAUCACCCUCAUCAGUCGCGUGCCCUCUUGGGGUAUUAUUGCAGAAAAGGGAGUGGGUGUUUUGUUUUUUUUAGUGGUUACACGUGCCAAAUGCCUAGUUGCCAAAUUGGUCUGACUGGGACCGCUACCUACUGAAAGAGCCUGCGGGAGAGGAUCCACACUCCCCGCCGGUGAGAUGGAUGCUGAUGCUACUGAGAUCAAACCGGAAAAAAGUCCUGAAUAUAUGAGACUAGACCCGGGGAUGAUAGGCAAAGGGACUGAAGGCAUGGUGGAGAAGAUGCAACUCUCCCCAUCUCAGACAGGUUCAGAAGAGGCAGCAAGCUCUACCCCAGAACUCUCAGCCAAGCAACAUGAGGUGAAGAGGCAUCAUCACAAACACAACCUGAAGCAUAGGUACGAGCUUCUGGAGACCCUAGGAAAAGGCACCUAUGGGAAAGUGAAGAGGGCCAUUGAGAGAUUUUCUGGAAGAGUGGUUGCCAUAAAAUCUAUUCGCAAGGACAAAAUAAGAGAUGAGCAAGACAUGGUUCACAUCAGACGAGAGAUUGAGAUUAUGUCGUCACUCAGCCACCCGCAUAUAAUAAGCAUAUAUGAAGUGUUUGAAAAUAAAGAUAAAAUUGUCAUCAUCAUGGAAUAUGCAAGCAAAGGCGAGCUAUACGAUUAUAUUAGUGAGAGGCGAAGACUAAGUGAAAGAGAAACUCGUCAUUUUUUUCGUCAGAUUGUCUCUGCAGUACACUACUGCCAUAAGAAUGGGGUUGUUCACAGAGACCUGAAGCUGGAAAACAUUCUUCUGGAUGAAAAUGGCAACAUUAAGAUAGCAGAUUUUGGACUUUCUAAUUUAUAUCAAAAAGAUAAAUUCCUACAAACAUUCUGCGGUAGCCCACUUUAUGCUUCUCCAGAAAUUGUAAACGGGAGACCAUAUCGAGGUCCAGAGGUUGACAGCUGGGCCCUUGGUGUUCUUCUCUACACUCUCGUAUAUGGAACAAUGCCUUUUGAUGGUUUUGAUCACAAAAACCUAAUUAGGCAAAUAAGCAGUGGAGAAUACCGUGAACCAACACAACCAUCAGAUGCACGUGGACUAAUUCGAUGGAUGCUUAUGGUUAACCCAGAACGUCGAGCAACAAUUGAAGAUAUUGCAAAUCAUUGGUGGGUUAACUGGAGCUAUAAAUGUAGCGUAUGUGACUGUGAUGUCUUAAGGGACUCAGAAUCACCUCUGUUUGCCAGAUUUAUUGAUUGGCAACAUCGUUCCUCCACCAGACAAGUGGAUUCUGAAAGCAAAAGCAAGUGCCUUCCGAAAACAUCCGAAGUCUCACUAGAGAGACAGAGGUCAUUAAAGAAGUCCAAGAAAGAGAAUGACUUUGCCCAAACGCUGGAUGGAUCUGAAGAAAGUUCAUCAAAGAUCAUUUCAAAGAGACCCAAGAGUAUCUUAAAGAAAAGAAGCAAUAGCGAACACCGUUCUCAUAGUGCAGUAUUUAUAGAUGGUGUUGUUAGUAAUGUAACAUCUGUACACCCAACAGAAAAUGAAAAAGGGCAUAAUAGUGUAUCUACUAACUGUAUACAGAACCUUGAUGAACCAUUAACGCAUGGUUCAAAGCAAUCUACUCCCAUGCCAAAGAAAGGCAUUUUGAAAAAGACGCAACAAAGGGAGUCUGGCUAUUAUUCUUCUCCAGAACGAAGUGAGUCUUCUGAAUUACUAGACAACGAAGGGACAGAAUGCAGUGAUACUCCUCAAAUUAUCCAUGAGCCAAAGAGAACUGUGUCUCAUAGUCUCUCAUACAGAAAAAAAGGCAUCUUAAAGCACAACAGUAAAUACUCAAGUGGUAACACAGAUUGUUCUGUGGCCAAAACCACCACUUCAGUGGAAUCUAUGGAAGAAGGGGAAGGAUUAUCCCAAAGCUAUAGUAGACCAUCAAGUGUAAUUAGUGAUGACAGCAUCCUUUCAAAUGACUCCUUUGAGUUGCUUGAAUUAACAGGUGGCAGACCAAACAGACCGAAUAUCCGUAGCUGUGUCUCCGCUGAAAACAUCCUUUACCUUCAGAAUUUUGAGGGACUUCAAAAAAGUCCCCGUCCUCAGAACCUAAAACGUUAUCGUAACCGAUUUGCAGACAGCAGCUUUUCCCUACUUACAGAUAUGGAUGAUGUCACUCAGGUGUACAAAAAAGCUUUGGAGAUAUGCAACAAACUUAACUAAAUUUAAGUUACAGAAAGAUGAAACCUUUAUUGUGAAUACUUUGCUGGCAGUGUUAGUGUAGAAACAAACAAGUUGCCUUGUUUUAAAUUUACAUACCGUGUGUAUUUAACUUGUUACAGUAGCUCAUAGAAAGAGCCUUGAUAGAUUACAUGACAGCUA